Aspergillus vadensis CBS 113365 is the source of this 831-nucleotide messenger RNA. RefSeq lists its product as uncharacterized. The transcript has a single exon. Lineage: Eukaryota; Fungi; Ascomycota; Eurotiomycetes; Eurotiales; Aspergillaceae. The coding region runs from base 200 to 496 and encodes 98 amino acids. The record is from RefSeq and is a predicted model, not a curated record.
CGAGAUGGGCACUACCAUACAACGCAGGACUCGAUGCUGUCAGAUAUGGAUCACAUUUAGUUUGUGAAGGUUAUCACACCCAAGGUGCAGGGGACCAUCAACGUCGUCUCUGCCCUAUGCCCCACCAGGUCUUAUCUGGAGUUCUUCAUCAUGCUCUCCUCGUCAGCGGAAGUCAUUGCCAACCGCGGCCAGGCCAAAUAUGCUGCCACCAACACCUUCCUGGAUGCUUUUGCGUGUCAACUGGUGGCCGAGGGUUACCAGGCCACUCCUAUUAGUCUGCGCGGCAUGCUCAGUGUGGGUUAGAUCGCGGAGGGUCAGGCUUAGACUCUCCAUCGCGCUCGCCUACAGGGCCCUCUUGGGAGACUUUCUACUCUCUAUCCUGAAAUAUCGUAUGACUUCUGCCUGGGGGGUGGCACAGAGCACCCAGACCUGCCACACGGAGGUCGGAAUACGAUCCGCGCGGAGCUUUCCGACGCCAGUCCAUCCUUAUGCCUGAGUUCAUGACCCAACCGUUAUUCUCUCCGCGUUGGGCCAUUGCAGGCAGGUCCCAAAUGGCCGGACAAGAGGGUCGAGGCGGCGGUAGACGUCGUGACGCGAGCCAACGUCGAGUAACUGGCGCGUAUUAUGACACUUUCCGUUCAGAAGAUUGAUCCGCAGCGGUCGCUGGGCUCGUACGAGGUGGAUUCCCUGGUGACAGUGGACUUGGAGACCUGGUUCGAACGGGAAGUGGGGGUUUCCAUAGGAUCGGGGGAGCUGUUGGCGGAGCUGGCCAUGACCCAGUUGGCCCGACAGGCUGCGGACGGAUCGCGGUACUUGCCGGCGGAGCUCCGG